Molecule: messenger RNA, 1086 nt
Organism: Arabis nemorensis
Lineage: Eukaryota; Viridiplantae; Streptophyta; Magnoliopsida; Brassicales; Brassicaceae
Source: the annotation of a GenBank genome assembly
AUGAAUAGCAAUGAUAGGACGUUUGGGUUGGCUGAUAACUUGAAGGAAAUCAUCUUAAACAUUUCUAAUUAUCUCGGUAACUCUUUGGAUAUGCUUCAGAAGCUUCUGGCGAAGAAACAUUCUUCAAAAGCUUAUGAUGUUGACGUUGAGUUCCCGAGUUGGGUCUCAAACAAUGACAAGAGACUCAUUCACGGUUUGGUGUUAGGGACCAAUUUCAAUCUCACGGUGGCAAAAGAUGGUACAGGAAACUUUACGACCAUUAGUUCCGCCGUCUCAGCGGCUCCUAACUCGAGCGAAACCAGAUUUAUGAUUUAUAUAAAAGGUGGAGAAUAUUAUGAGAAUGUGGAAAUACCGAAGAAGAAGACAAUGAUAAUGUUCGUCGGAGACGGUAUUGGAAAAACCAUCAUCAAAUCAAACCUGAGUCGUCUUGAUGGAUGGACAACAUAUCGAUCUGCUACCGUUGGUGUGAAUGGUAAUGGUUUUAUAGCUAAGGACAUAUCAUUUGUGAAUUUUGCCGGACCGAGUUGCCAAGACACUCUUUAUGUCCAUAAAGCUACACAAUUCUAUCGAGAAUGCGAUAUAUUCGGUACCGUCGAUUUUAUAUGCGGUAAUGCGGCUGUUGUAUCCCAGAAUUGUAGUCUUUAUGCUCGCAAACCAAAUCUGAACCAAAAAAUCGCAUUCACCGCUCAAAGUCACAAUGAAUCGAAACAACAAACUGGUAUUUCUAUGAUUAAUUGUCGAAUCUUGGCCGCGCCUGAUUUGAUCCCUGUGAAAGCAAAUUUUAAGGCGUAUUUGGGUCGACCAUGGAAAUUAUUUUCUAGGACGGUUUUGAUAAAAUCGUUUAUCGACGAUUUGAUUGAUCCUGCCGGAUGGUUAGAGUGGGAAAAUGAGGUUGCACCAGAAACGUUAUAUUAUGGAGAAUAUAUGAAUGAAGGACCCGAUGCGAACAUGACAGACCGAGUCAAAUGGCCCGGAUAUAGACGCAUUGAAAACGCAUCGGAGGCAGCAAAGUUCACCGUUGUUCCGUUCAUAGAAGGUAACACAUGGCUUAAUUCUACCAACAUCCCAUUUAAUCUCGGUUUCUAA